UCCAUCAGAUUCAUGAACAACAUGGAACCCAGAAACCAGACAGUAUUUUCAGAAUUCUUUCUCCUAGGAUUGACAGAUGAUCCAGAACUACAGCCCCUCCUCUUCAAUCUGUUCCUGUCCACGUACCUGGUCACCAUCCUGGGAAAUCUGCUGGUCAUCCUGGCUGUCAUCUCUGACUCCCACCUCCACUCCCCUAUGUACUUCUUCCUCUCCAACCUGUCCUUUACGGACAUCUGUUUAAGCACAACCACCAUCCCAAAGAUGCUGGUGAACAUCCAAGCACAGAUUCAGAGCAUCAGUUAUACAGGCUGCCUCACCCAGGUCUGCUUUGUCUUGGUUUUUGUUGGUUUGGAAAAUUUUCUCCUUGCAGCAAUGGCCUAUGACCGCUAUGUGGCUAUCUGCCAUCCCUUGAGGUACACCGUUAUUAUGAAUGCCCAACUCUGUGGCCUGCUGACAGUGCUCUCCCUGCUCAUUAGCAUUGCCAAUGCCCUGCUCCACAGCCUGAUGGUGCUACGAUUAUCCUUCUGUACAGACCUGAACAUCCCCCACUUCUUCUGCGAGCUUGCUCAAGUUGUCAAGCUUGCCUGUUCUGAUACUUUCAUCAAUAAUAUCUUGGUGUAUGUUUUGGCUUGCUUACUUGGGGGUGUUCCUCUCUCUGGAAUCAUUUUCUCUUACACUCAAAUUUUCUCCUCUGUUUUGAGAAUGCCAUCAGAUAGUGGAAAGUAUAAAGCUUUCUCCACCUGUGGGUCUCACCUGUCAGUUGUGUCCUUGUUCUAUGGGACGGCUGUUGGAGUGUAUGUUAGUUCCGCAGUUAGUGACUCUUCCAGGAGGAAUACUAUGGCUUCCGUGAUGUACAUUGUGAUUCCUCAAAUGAUGAACCCCUUUAUUUACAGUCUGAGAAAUAGUGACAUGCAGGGUGCCUUGAAGAAACUGGCCAGAAGGAUACCUUCUUUCCUGUGA
Molecule: messenger RNA, 960 nt
Organism: Mustela lutreola (European mink)
Lineage: Eukaryota; Metazoa; Chordata; Mammalia; Carnivora; Mustelidae
Product: olfactory receptor 7G2-like
Exons: 1
Coding region: 13-960 (315 amino acids)
Biological process (GO): G protein-coupled receptor signaling pathway
Cellular component (GO): membrane
Molecular function (GO): olfactory receptor activity; G protein-coupled receptor activity
Source: RefSeq, a predicted model, not a curated record